This is a messenger RNA of Juglans microcarpa x Juglans regia, 803 nucleotides long. RefSeq lists its product as uncharacterized. The record is from RefSeq and is a predicted model, not a curated record. The transcript has 3 exons. NCBI's taxonomy places the organism in Eukaryota, Viridiplantae, Streptophyta, Magnoliopsida, Fagales, Juglandaceae. Bases 221 to 661 code for a protein of 146 amino acids.
AAUAAUUGUUUUACAUGCACAAGGGUCCAAAAAAAUUUCUUGCCAUUUCCUGGGAAAUAAUCAUAUUUACACUCACAAUCACAUAAUCCUAACCCACCAAAAUCAUGGAUUUACCCUAUCGAACUAGAUUCAAGGAGUGCUUGUCUCUAACACAUACCCUCUCUAGCAUUUUUUCCCUUUGAUUUUAGAGAAUUUAUUUAACAUAGUUUUUAUAAGGACAAUGGAGAUGUUUAGUGUGAGCUCUGUUGAGCACACCAUGUGGUCAUACUCUGUUGUGGAAGCUUUGGCAAUGAAGAUUGUUUUUGCUAUUGGGAAGUCUUUCGUGCGGCCUUCUGUUGGGUUAAGCAUGGAUAAUUUUAGUUCCCCUAUGCUAAAUCCACAAAUUGUGGCCCACGAAAAUCACCGAUCACCACCACAAGCCAACGGUGACCUCCACGCCCAACUCUCUUCCCCUUCCUAUGCAUCACUAUGUAGCUCCACUCCUGACGUCGUACGCCACAAGUUGCUCUCCCGAUAUCGCCAAAUGAAACAAAUGUUGCACUACACCUCAUCAUCCACUACAAGUCGUAAAUGGAGUCCGGUGUCUCACAUGCGGAUAAUGAGGGUGACGCUAUGGAAAAUGAUAGUAGAAAUAAUGGGCAUGAAAUCGUGGAAGAACUGAAAGUUGGAAUGUGUUUUGAUUCAGAAGAAGAAGUGAGAUCAUACUAUAUGAAAUAUGCAAAACAGGUAGGGUUUGGGAUGGUGAAGAGAAGUUCUAGGACUGGGAAUGAUGGAAAAUUAAAAUACUUCACUCUUGUAUGUGU